AUGGACGUAUUUCGAUUACUGCUCCUCCUGCUGUGUGGAUUCGGAGCGCGCGAUUGGUCGUCGGGUGCCCAGAAACCGGAGGUCAAAGGACUGUGGGGCCAGAAUCUGAGAGAGGUUUUAUCCAGAAGAGAUCCUGCCCCGUGGUGGAGCAGCGGCGCCCCCCACAGGAAGCUGCUGUACUGUCGCGUGGGGAAGGGCUUCCACCUGCAGAUCCCGUCCGGGGGAGAGAUCCGCGGCGUGCACAGUCCGGACGAGUCCUGCCCGGACUCAGAGAACUUCACGGACGAAUGUCGCCUGAAGGAGACUCUGCUGGAGAACCACUACAACACGUACUCGUCUGAGCUGUACCCCGGACUCCACCUGGGCCUGUCCCACCGCGGGGACGUCAAGAGGGGCACCAGAGUCACCCCCAACCAGCCCUGUGCCCACUUCUUACCCCGGCGGACGCUGUGAGGGACCACGGACUUGAUAUUGAGGAGAAACCAGGUCCCGGGGCUUUCAAAUCGACGGGCAGAGCUCAGUGGUUCGUGUCUCCAGAUUAGUCUCGCCCGGUGAGGUUCUUCCGGUGUCUC
This is a messenger RNA of Boleophthalmus pectinirostris (great blue-spotted mudskipper), 572 nucleotides long. Its product is annotated as fibroblast growth factor 4A-like. The transcript is spliced from 4 exons. Gene Ontology annotation, cellular component: cytoplasm. Gene Ontology annotation, molecular function: growth factor activity; fibroblast growth factor receptor binding. Bases 1 to 453 code for a protein of 150 amino acids. NCBI's taxonomy places the organism in Eukaryota, Metazoa, Chordata, Actinopteri, Gobiiformes, Gobiidae. The record is from RefSeq and is a predicted model, not a curated record. Gene Ontology annotation, biological process: regulation of cell migration; positive regulation of gene expression; animal organ morphogenesis.